AUGCCACCUCUCCACGAAAACAUGACCGACUAUGAGAUUCUCCAGGAAGAGAUCUCGGUCAAGGUCCAAGAACUGGAGAUUCUGAGACGCAAGCUCGCGAUUGAAUAUAUCAAGAGACGUAGAAAGGGGAAGAAGGAGGUCCAGCAACAGACCACCGACGAAGAGGAAAACCGUGAGGGAGCUGAGAAUGAGGAUGACAACGACACAAGAGCCACCAAUGCCGGUAGAGCUGCACCUGGCUCUGUUGCCUCUGCUAUGGAAGUCGACAUGAAGAAUGUAUCUGCCAAUACUGUCACCGUCAAGCCUGAGCCAGAGGAUGAAGAAGACCGCCCAGCAGGUUUCAUCGACAUGGUUCUGAAGAAACCGUCCAAGCCGUCGAAUCCAUCGAGCAAGCCUGUGGGCCUUGUUUUCAACGACGAGAAACCACAAGCCCCACUGCCUCCGAAGCAAACUCUUCGCCGCACUCGAUGCGUUCGCCAAAGACACCUUGCGCCCGAACUUCCAAUGCCCGAUCCUGCUCGUGAACUCAACAGGCCGCCGACAAAACGUCCAGCUACCACUGCAGCAGCAUCAUCUCCCCACUCCAAUGGCAGUCCCAAUCCAUCGCCCGGAGCAACAAAAGUCAAGGCCAAAGAUAAAACUGAAGCACAACCUCGCCCACUCGCUUCCAAACGCCGGAAAACAGCAUCAACACCCUCCUCUCACACCCUACCAUCUCCACCAUUUCUCACGCCACCUUCUCGUCAUCUAUCCUCACCCUCUUUACCUGCUCCCCCUUCCCCAGCUGCAUCUUCUUCCUCCUGCGCCUCUUCGCCUUCCCCACCCAGAAAGCCUUCUCUAUCACCUCCCGUAGAAAACGCAUUGAGCUUUUCCUUCGAAGCAGGAGAUGUACCCCAAGAACCACGACCUGCGUAUUCAGGAACACAGAUUAAUAAGGAAAGAGAAAGGGGAAAGAAAGGGGAGAAGAGGAAGAUUGUCAUGUUGGGGGUUGAUGGGAGUACGAAGGUGGUUGAGGGAUAG
This is a messenger RNA of Aureobasidium pullulans EXF-150, 1020 nucleotides long. RefSeq lists its product as uncharacterized. Lineage: Eukaryota; Fungi; Ascomycota; Dothideomycetes; Dothideales; Saccotheciaceae. The transcript has a single exon. The record is from RefSeq and is a predicted model, not a curated record. Bases 1 to 1020 code for a protein of 339 amino acids.